Molecule: messenger RNA, 1366 nt
Organism: Musa acuminata subsp. malaccensis (wild Malaysian banana)
Lineage: Eukaryota; Viridiplantae; Streptophyta; Magnoliopsida; Zingiberales; Musaceae
Product: transcription factor MYB77
Biological process (GO): regulation of DNA-templated transcription
Cellular component (GO): nucleus
Molecular function (GO): DNA-binding transcription factor activity, RNA polymerase II-specific; RNA polymerase II cis-regulatory region sequence-specific DNA binding
Source: RefSeq, a predicted model, not a curated record
CCCUAUUCCUCUUUCAUCUUCGGUAACUCUCUCUCCUAAAUUAAACGCAAGAAAAGAGGCGAUUCGGAGCACCUUCUGCUCUCAGAUCCAUCGCUAGGGCUUGUGAUCUUUAUUCUUUUAUUCUUCUCUAGUUGGGGGUCGUCGAUCGAAGGAUGUCGUCGAUGGUGAGGACUUCGGUAGUUGGGCGGAGUAAGGGGAUGGAUCGGAUCAAGGGGCCGUGGAGCAUCGAGGAAGACGAGGCGCUGCGGCGACUGGUGGAGCGGCAUGGCCCGAGGAACUGGACCUUGAUCAGCCGGUCCAUCCCUGGGCGUUCCGGCAAGUCGUGCCGCCUCCGGUGGUGCAACCAGCUCUCGCCCCAGGUGGAGCAUCGCCCCUUCACGCCGGAGGAGGACGAGACAAUCAUCCGCGCCCAUCGCCGGUUUGGUAACAAGUGGGCCACCAUUGCCCGCCUCCUCUCGGGCCGCACCGACAACGCCAUCAAGAACCACUGGAACUCCACCCUCAAGCGGAAGUGCAGCAGCCCGACCGCCUUUGCCGCCGCGGCCGACGGCGCCGGGGGAUCCGCCUUGGCGCUGGACCGCGACGAGGAGAUCGCGGCGCGGCCUCUGAAGAGGGCGAGCAGCGUCGGGCCAGUACCAGCGUCCGCUAGCGCGCAACUUUGCCUGAGCCCUGGGAGCCCAACAGGGUCGGAUUUGAGCGACUCCACCCACCAUGGCCACCCGGCAGCGGCGGCGUCUUGCAUUUACCGUCCAAUCCCCAGAACCGCCGGCAUCACCGUACCCCCUUCCUCUUCUCCUUCCACUGCCACCUUCCAAGAACAUGACCUUCAGAUCGAGGCGACCGGCGUCUCCUGUACUGCGUCACCAUCUUCCUACGCCAAGGACGAUCCUUUGACAUCGUUGACCCUAUCGCUCCCUGGAACGGAUCGAACAGUCACCUCCAACCAGAUCCACCAGUGCCCUGAUGCAAAGACCGGCGACGAUCGGCCGCCGCAACGCCCGUUCCAAUUCAGCGCCGAGUUGUUGGCGGUGAUGCAAGAGAUGGUCCGCAGUGAGGUGAGGAGCUACAUGUCCUGUUUGGAGCAGAGCGGCAUCACGCGCGCCCUUCAGCCUCCUGAGGCGGCCAUCUGCGACGCCGCCCCCAAGCGGAUUGGACUCGUGAACAUCGAUUAGAUUAUCAGUCCUUGCUUUAGCACUGAACAGCGUAGAAGAAAGGCGGCGACGUCGAAUUUAUUUUUUGUUUAUUUUCCCUUCUUCCCUGCUUUUUUCUUGUUCUAAAUCCGUCGCGUUCUGUUCGAACCAAUAAGCUGAUGUGAUCUAUAAGACAUGUUCAAAGAAAUAGAUAAGAAAAAAGAGCCUUUUGUUUC